Molecule: messenger RNA, 495 nt
Organism: Heterobilharzia americana
Lineage: Eukaryota; Metazoa; Platyhelminthes; Trematoda; Strigeidida; Schistosomatidae
Source: the annotation of a GenBank genome assembly
AUGGCUGAUUUACGGGGAUACGUGUGUCUUGUAACGGGAGCUACUCGAGGAAUAGGUAAAGGUGUUGCAGUCACCCUCGGGAAGUGCGGAGCAACAGUGUAUAUAACUGGACGAACACAAAACCCGUGCAAUGUCAGUGUUGGAGGUAGUCUUCAGGAAACUACGGAUGUGAUAAAUAAGUAUGGCGGAAAAGCUAUUCCUGUUGCUGUAGAUCAUUCAGAUGAUCGUCAAGUCGAAGACUUAUUCGGUCAAAUCAAUCGGGAACAAAAUGGACGUUUGGACAUCUUAGUUAAUAAUGUUUAUAGUGCUGUUUCAUUUUUAAGUGAAAAUGCUGGGAUACCAUUUUACGAUAUCAAAAGUGUAUCACCAGGAGAAGCUUGGGAUAUUGUCAAUAACACUGGUCUGAGAAAUCAUUACAUUUGUUCUGUUCUGGCCACUCGAAUGAUGAUUGAAUAUCAGAAAACACAGUCACGGGUUCAUCUUAUCCUGGUUUAA